Lathyrus oleraceus (garden pea) is the source of this 330-nucleotide messenger RNA. Its product is annotated as protein GLUTAMINE DUMPER 5-like. The record is from RefSeq and is a predicted model, not a curated record. Gene Ontology annotation, biological process: regulation of amino acid export. The coding region runs from base 1 to 330 and encodes 109 amino acids. NCBI's taxonomy places the organism in Eukaryota, Viridiplantae, Streptophyta, Magnoliopsida, Fabales, Fabaceae. The transcript has a single exon.
AUGAAUGUAUCAUCAUCAGAAGCAGAAGCAGAAGCAGCAAGUUUUAAAAACAUGAGUUCUCCAAUUCCUUACCUGUUUGGGGGCUUAGGUGUCAUAUUCGGAGCCAUCGCAUUAUCAUUACUCAUUAUAGUAUGUUCUUUGUGGAAACAAUCUUUAUCUUCUGAAUCAUCUAAUUACGAGGAGAAAUCAUCCAAUAUGCAUGUUAUGGAUAUGGAUCAGGCAUGUUCUGAGCCAAAGAUUGUUGUGAUGAUGCCAGGAGAGAAUAAUCCUACUUAUUUCGCUAAGCCAGUUUCAUCCAUAACUCAUCUUGAUCAAGAUAUACAAAUUUAG